Messenger RNA from Clonostachys solani, 1338 nucleotides. NCBI's taxonomy places the organism in Eukaryota, Fungi, Ascomycota, Sordariomycetes, Hypocreales, Bionectriaceae. The record is from the annotation of a GenBank genome assembly.
AUGAGCCAAAAGGAUAAAACCGAGGAUCGACCUGCACUGGAAGAGUAUCACCAACAAGGUCCAAAACAGAUUCCACAACGAGAGGCUCAACCCCCAGAACAGCCUCCGGUGAUGAGUGACCACGAGCAGCUCCAGCAAUUACAAAUCACGGUCAUGCAGUUGGAGAGGGCCUUUCAUAACUUUGUCAAUGCUUCCUCACCAAAUCACUCCCACAAGGGUAGUUUGGACAGCAUGAUUUCUAACCAGAGCAGCCUCUCUAGACCCUCGUCUGCCAUCAGUCUAACAUCGCCCAACCCCCCCGACAUCAAAGAUGCUUACUUACACAACCCCCCGAAGACUUACACCUCGUCUCCACUAGGAAGGCCAGCGACAACAUCGAACCAUUCAGCCAAUAAUAGUCGAACCAAUUCUAUCACAUCUGACAGUCCCACCGCCGACAUGGGUCCGAAGCAACUAGACGGCAGGGGUAAGAGUUCGAGGCUUCGAAAGGUUCUCUCAGCUGGCAGCAUGGAGCUACUCGGGGGGCAUCCUGAUACAGCAUGUGAUGACCAGGCUGUGAAAGUCACAGGCCAGGGGGUUGCUCAUGAACCGCGGAAUGAAAAUAAAACCCCAACGCACAAUAUUUCAGGGCAUGGAAUCUACGGUCGUAGGAUCUUCAGCAAAUCAGUGGAUAACCUUGCCGCAUCAUCUAUGGCAACACCAGCGUCGGCACCCUCCAUGCUCCGUAAGGUGGGCAACGGCAUGAAGAGAAAGUCUCGCACUCUCUCUGGACUUUUCCGCCCCAAGUCUGCCGUGGCCACUGGCUUCCCUAACACCGCUUUUGAGGUCGAAUUGCCGCUUACCGAUGGGCCACUCGAGUCUCAAGUGCCCGAGGAAACGCCCUCUCUCACUUCGAAUACGGCUAAGGCGAAGACCAACUGGAGCCGUGAAGAUUUCUAUCAAGGCCUAGAGACACCAGAGCCUCCACCAUUCAACAUGAACAACAAUUAUGCAUCUGUUCACAUACAGGAUGCUGGGACAAUUCAAAAGCCUGAAAUGGCUCCCAGGGGCAUUCUCAAGAAACAAUCCCAAUCCACUGCCUAUCCGGUUGAGUUCCCGGAUACACCAACUCAAGUAAUAUCUGAAAUUACUUCCUCCCCGCUCUCGACAGUUCCUAACACUCCACAAACCGAGACCCAGUAUGAGCACUGGGUUAACCCAUUCGAAACGACGGACCUUGAAACAUUAAUGGAUGCACUUGAACACGUAUACGACUAUGACGAGCCAGCUGAAUCGGUCCAGGAAGCUAAUAAACACCAACCUCCGUUUGCCCCACGCCCCAUUUCCUAUUAUCUUUAG